Molecule: messenger RNA, 267 nt
Organism: Aureobasidium uvarum
Lineage: Eukaryota; Fungi; Ascomycota; Dothideomycetes; Dothideales; Saccotheciaceae
Source: the annotation of a GenBank genome assembly
AUGGGCUCCUCUUACUCAAGCGACAGCGAUAGCGACGACUCGAUCCCCAGAUACGGAGGCUACAAGCACUCAAACCCAAACUACGAAGACUUUGAAAUGUGGAACUCGGUCUGCGAAGACGCCGAGCCAGAUUGGGAGUACAAGGAAGCCCAGAGAGAAGAAAAGAGAAGACAGAAAAGAACAAAAAGGAAGCCGCCAAGAAGGAAAAGGAAAAGAAAGAGCAGGAAGAAAGGAAAAGAGAGAAACAGAUCGAAGAGAAAAGAUUAA